Molecule: messenger RNA, 1407 nt
Organism: Symbiodinium necroappetens
Lineage: Eukaryota; Dinophyceae; Suessiales; Symbiodiniaceae
Source: the annotation of a GenBank genome assembly
GUGCCACCGCUGGCAACUACUCAAGGAUGCGAGAGACUGGGUGGUUGCUAUCAGUGCACUCGGGCGUGCUGGGCUUUGGGAGCAGGCAUUGGACACACUAGAGGCCAUGAGACAAGAACGCCUGGUUGCGGUGCAUGCCUUCAAUGCAACUAUGUCUGCCUUGGAGAAAGGUCGCCGAUGGCCAGCGGCCAUUCAGCUUUAUCGCGACAUCAAUCGAUAUGAGCUGCAGCCUGAUGUUGUCACCGGCAAUGCCUUGCUGUCUGCUUACGAUCGCGGGGGGCAUUGGCGCUAUGCCGUCGCUUUUAUCGACGAGAUGGGUAACGACAGACUUCGGCCGAAUGUUGUGACUUACAGCACAGUUAUCUCUUGCUGCGAGCGGGGCCGAGCAUGGCAGCAAGCACUGCAGGUAUUCUCCGAAAGCUGCGGUAUUGAUGGAGACACUGUGAUCUUCAAUGCAGCACUUAGUGCCUGUGAUCGAGGGUCUCUGUGGCUGAAGGCGUUGGAUAUCUUUGCAGAGAUGCAGAAGGCAGGACUGCGGCGAAAUCUGGCCACCUACGGAUCUCUUAUAAGUGCAUGUGGCAACGCUCUCCAGUGGCAGGCAUCCUUGCACUUCCUGGAGCAACUGCAGACAAACAAAUUGGAGCCUGGUCGGAUCGUGCUGAAUCUGUGCAUCAACGCUUGCCGCAAGGCCGAGCAGCUGCAUGCAGCACUGGCUAUUUUCAGGGAAAUGCUCAAAAGGUCAGAGGAACCUGAUGUUUUCUGCUACACCUCCAUGAUCUCUGCAUGUGGUCCGAGUGCUCUCUGGCAGUUGGCCACCUACCUGCAUCAGGAGAAGCUAUCGUCGGCUUCGGACGUAGCUUCCUUCAAUGCUACAAUCGGCGUCUGUCGAGACGCCAGCCGAUGGCAAGAGGCGCAGAGGAUCUUCUCCGACCUGUGCCAGAGGAAUUUCCUGCCAACACUGCCCACCUAUAAGGCAGUUAUCGGAGCUUGCGCAUAUGCCCAGCUUUGGGCGCAUGCGCUGGAGCAUUUGCGAGAGCUCAAACAGACACAGGAUGCUCCUGAUGCUCCCUGCAGUGAUGUGAUCAUACAGUACGGGAUCGUGUCAAGGGCAUCUGCUGAGGCUGGGAGGAAGGACAUCGAGCAAGCGCUGCUGAAUGAGGCGCGGAGGGGCCAAAGGGGGCUGUCUGUGCCUCUUUUCCUUUCCUCCUCCGCCUUUGCUUCUGAAUGGUUGAGUGUUCUUCACUGGGAAACGGCUCUUUCCUUCUUUGAGGCAGACGUCCGGAUGCCACUCCGAACGUUACAGAUGAUUGUGGCCAUCGUGGAUGUAUUGCUGACAGCAGGAUCCAUGGACGCUAGAUUUGCACCAACUUGGUCCUUGUUCUCCUGCAGUGGCUGUGGCUGCUGUUA